Molecule: messenger RNA, 2874 nt
Organism: Populus nigra (black poplar)
Lineage: Eukaryota; Viridiplantae; Streptophyta; Magnoliopsida; Malpighiales; Salicaceae
Product: conserved oligomeric Golgi complex subunit 7
Exons: 10
Coding region: 149-2644 (831 amino acids)
Biological process (GO): Golgi organization; intracellular protein transport; retrograde vesicle-mediated transport, Golgi to endoplasmic reticulum
Cellular component (GO): COG complex
Source: RefSeq, a predicted model, not a curated record
CUUCUUUCAAUAUUAGAAAUGCCACCCCCAGAAAACCUCUAAAAUCUAUGAGUGAUCCAAAACGUCCGUUAGACGCAUCCAUUAACAGCAGGAGCAGACAGACUCUCUCUCAUUUCAUUCCUACUCACUGAUCAACUCCAAAAACUCAAUGUUAGAUCUAGGUCCAUUCUCAGACGAUAAAUUCGACCCGAAAAAAUGGAUAAACUCCGCUUGCAAGACCCGGCACCAACAAGAAUCACUCGACAAACACUUGGUGGAUCUCGAAAUGAAACUCCAGAUGGUAUCCGAAGAGAUCGCUGCCUCUCUCGAGGAACAGAGCGCUGCCGCUCUCCUCCGUGUCCCUCGCGCCACUCGCGAUGUCGUUCGUCUGCGUGACGACGCCGUUUCUCUUCGCACUUCUGUCUCUUCCAUCCUCCAAAAGCUCAAAAAGGCAGAGGGAACAUCGGCGGAAUCUAUAGCGGCACUUGCGAAAGUUGAUACUGUAAAGCAGAGAAUGGAAGCUGCUUACGAGACUUUGCAGGAUGCGGCGGGGUUAACGCAAUUGAGUUCCACAGUGGAGGAUGUGUUUGCUAGCGGUGAUCUUCCUCGUGCUGCGGAAACAUUGGCUAAUAUGAGGCAUUGCUUAUCUGCUGUUGGCGAGGUCGCUGAAUUUGCUAAUGUGAGGAAGCAACUCGAGGUUUUAGAGGAUAGGUUAGAUUCAAUGGUACAGCCUCGCUUAAUGGAUGCACUAUCCAAUCGCAAGGUUGAUAUUGCUCAAGACUUGAGGGGAAUUCUGAUGCGAAUUGGGAGAUUUAAGUCUCUAGAGAUGCAUUAUACCAAAGUUCAUCUAAAGCCUUUAAGACAGCUAUGGGAAGAUUUUGAAACUAGGCAACGUGCUAAUAAGCUUGCAAGUGAGAGAAAUGAGAUGGAUAGGCUAUCAGGCAGCAAUGAUUCACCAGCAAUUUCAUUUGCAAGUUGGUUGCCGAGUUUCUAUGAUGAAUUGCUGCUCUAUCUUGAGCAAGAAUGGAAAUGGUGUACAAUUGCUUUUCCUGAGGACUAUAGAACUCUUGUGCCGAAGCUUCUAAUUGAGACAAUGGCAGCUCUGGGGGCAAGUUUUAUUUCCCGUAUCAAUCUUGCCACUGGAGAUGUUGUCCCUGAGACAAAAACACUUGCCAAAGGUAUAUUGGAUAUUUUAUCUGGAGAUAUGCCCAAGGGCAUCAAGAUCCAGGCUAAGCAUCUUGAGGCUUUGAUUGAAUUGCACAACAUGACAGCCACCUUUGCAAGGAAUGUUCAGCACUUAUUUUCAGAAUCUGAUCUCCGAGUUUUAAUGGAUACGCUGAAGGCAGUCUACCUUCCUUAUGAAUCUUUUAAACAGAGGUAUGGACAGAUGGAGCGUGCCAUCCUCUCUUCUGAGAUUGCAGGGGCUGAUCUAAGGGGAGCUGUUACUCGUGGUGUGGGAGCCCAGGGCAUCGAAUUGAGUGAAACAGUUCGGAGAAUGGAAGAGUCUACUCCCCAUGUCAUUGUUCUUCUUGAAGCAGCUGUAGAAAGGUGCAUCAGCUUUACUGGUGGUUCCGAAGCAGAUGAACUAGUUCUUGCACUUGAUGAUAUAAUGUUACAGUACAUUUCUUUGCUUCAAGAAACGCUCAAAUCCUUAAGAGCUGUGAGUGGAGUAGAUAACAUAGGUGAUCCAAAGAAAGACACAAGUUUGGAGAAAAAAGAAGGGAGUCAAAAUGCACGCAAAGUUGACAUGGUCUCGAAUGAAGAGGAAUGGUCCAUUGUUCAAGGGGCUUUACAGAUACUCACAGUUGCAGAUUGUCUAACAAGCAGGUCUUCUGUCUUUGAAGCUUCCUUGAGAUCCACUCUAGCUAGAAUAAGCACAAGUUUGUCUUUUUCGGUAUUUGGAUCAAGUUUGGACCAAAAACAGUCUCACAUGACCAUUAUUGAUGGAAAUGGUGAACCAUCCUUGGGACAAAGAGCUGCCUUGGAUGUGGCAGUUGUACGACUUGUUGAUGCUCCUGAGAAGGCUCGGAAACUAUUUAACCUUUUAGAUCAGUCCAAAGAUCCCCGCUUUCAUGCACUUCCACUUGCAUCGCAGAGAGUUUCAGCAUUUGCUGAUGCAGUGAAUGAACUUGUUUAUGAUGUCCUCAUAUCUAAAGUACGACAGCGCCUCAGUGAUGUAUCUCGUUUGCCAAUUUGGUCUGCAGUUGAUGAACAUAGUUCUUUCCGUCUCCCAACCUUCAGUGCAUACCCUCAGUCAUAUGUAACCAGUGUUGGCGAAUAUCUCCUUACCUUACCCCAGCAGUUGGAGCCACUUGCCGAUGGCAUAUCUAAUAAUGAUGCCAACAAUGAAGAAGCACAGUUUUUUGCAACCGAAUGGAUGUUCAAGGUUGCGGAAGGUGCCACUGCCCUUUACAUGGAGCAGUUGCGGGGUAUUCAGUAUAUAACAGAUCGUGGCGCACAACAACUAUCUGUCGAUAUUGAAUACCUGAGUAAUGUACUUUCUGCUUUAUCGAUGCCAAUUCCUCCAAUCCUUGCAACGUUCCACACUUGCCUCUCGACCCCAAGAGACCAGCUGAAGCAACUUGUGAAAUCAGAUUCAGGGAACCAGCUAGAUCUUUCAACGGCGAAUCUCGUGUGUAAAAUCCGCCGUGUCAGUUUAGAUUAGAAUCUCCCUCGCUGGAAAUUUUGAUGUUGAAAUAAACACUAUUUCAACUAAAUCAUACCAUCUCAGAAGAUUCAGUUGUUGCCCCUGCCUUUUUAUACGCAUUGUUGCAUGCAUGUUGCCUUCACUCUGCAAGUGUAUUCUUUACGAUUCUUUCAUGAAGGUUCUUCUCUGUAAUACAUGAUUAUAUCACGGUUAGCAAAAAAGCUGCAAAUUUUUAUCAUAUAUAUAUA